AUGGCCGAUGCCGCUCGAUGUGGAGCCCGAUGCUCUCCGCCGACGUCGUCGAUGCAUCGCCGAUGCAUUGGCGAUUCGGCGCGAUUCCUCGACCCCAUCUACUCGGACCUGCCUCGGUGUAGCAGUCCUGCAACGUGGCCCAGCUCGCUGCCCUACCUCCGCCCAUGCCCACCAGGGGCGGCCGCUGCCGCGGGCGGCCCCCCGGCGGCGCCUGCGGCGGUGCCCGCGGCGUGCCCAGAAGGCACCUCCCCGGAGGAGUUCGAGGCCUACCGGCGGAAGUGCUGGGAGCAGUACUUCGAGUACACGGCGGCCUGCCAGAAGUACUAUCCGCGGGGCCGGCCGCCGCUCGGCCAAGGGGCGGGGCAAGGGCCCCGCGCCCCGCCCGCCGCCGCCGAGCUUCGCGGCGCCUGGCCCCGGGGAGAUGUUCGGCGGCGCCCGCGGGGAGCGCCGCCGGCAGGCGCAGGCCGAGGCGGGGCAGAGCCGCUUCGGCGAGCAUCCGUGGACGGCUCAGGCCACCGCGGGGCAGCUCGUGCCGGCGAGGGUCAGGCCGUGGCUCCGCGCUCAGCGCGCGGGCCCACGGAGGAGGACGCCAUGGUAGAGCCAGACAGAGACGGGUAG
Molecule: messenger RNA, 618 nt
Organism: Prorocentrum cordatum
Lineage: Eukaryota; Dinophyceae; Prorocentrales; Prorocentraceae
Source: the annotation of a GenBank genome assembly